AUGUCAACACCAAGCACCACUUCGCCACCACCACCACCUCGGAGACAUCAAACGACUGCCUUUUUAGUCCUUCCUCCUCCAACAAAUUCCUCAUCCUCCUCUCCAAAUAAUAACUCUUAUAAUAAUAACAAAUCUCCCAAUUCAUCAUCACCAUCCUCCACAAAAUCAUUAUCAACCAAAACCAUCGUAAUACCAACAACUACAACAACAACAUCCACUCUUCCACUCUCCACAUCACCACAACAACAAUUAAACCAAAAAUCAUCUCCAACAACAGGAACUUCACCUCCCACUCUACCCUCUCGCAUGGGUCGAGAACGAUCGGGUGGAAUGGUGAGCUCUCCUCCUCCUCCAUUGCCACCACGUACAAAUCUUCGAUCAAAAACAACGAUUGGAAAUACCACUACUACUUCAACGACAGCAAGUUCUUCUCCUCCUAUAGCCUGUACGAUGAUCCCCCAACAUGUCAUUUCUGCAACAAAUGUUGGAAUGAGUGUUGGAAUGAAUAUUGGAGGUGGAGUGAUUACGAAUGGUCAAGAUGGAAAUUUGUAUGUGAAAUCAACAGUGAAGAGUGAAAAUAAGCCAUCGGUCACCAUUGUUCAUCGAGUGCCACAACCGUCCAAAGCAAGUAGUAGUAGUGAUCCCAAUUUAACAGAGCUAAAGAAAGUAUCGAUUCAUUUAACAAGUGCCAAUCAUCCAUCGAAUACUACUACUAGUUCUUCUUCUUCUUCGGAUGGACCUUUGGAUUCAAAAACUUUAAAGAAUGGUGACUCGCCACAAACUCAUUCCAAUCCUUCAUCGAUGACAACCACAACAACCACAACGACAACACCACCACCUCCGCUGAAUAGCAAAUCCUCUCUUCCAAAAUUAAAUUUACAACAAGUGUCAAACUCUAUAGGAGGUCCAACUGUCUCACCCACAAACAACAAUUCUCAACAUUCACCACAAAAGAGAGAUACAGACGAGUCCAUGCACAACAGUUCUGAACAAGAAGAUGAUACUUUAUCUGUUCAUGACGAUGAAGGAGUUGCUGUUCCUUCCAAAUUACCACCUCCUCCUCCACCCAGAAAGAAAGUGAAAACAGAAGAAGAAAAAGAACUUGAAAGAAAAGAGCUUCGUUGGGAAGUGAUUGCUGAAAUUAUCAAAACUGAAGAGAAUUAUGUGGAGGGAUUAAAUCACUUGGAGAGAUUUUAUAUUAAACCUUUAAGAGCGUUGGGAAGUGACACACAACACAUUAAGCCAGUGAUUACACAAAAAGAUUUGAGUUAUAUUUUUGAUAAGAUGACCGUGAUUAAGAGUGUGAAUGAAGGAUUUUUAAAGCAAUUGAAAAUGUUGGACCUCAGUUUUGAAACUCAGGAUGAUCCAACUAAAUCGAUAGGAUUGUUUUUCAAAAGAACUUUACCCAUGUUCAAGGUCUAUACAGAUUAUGUAAAUAAUUACAAUAGUAUUGCCGCAAGAGUGAAAGACAUGAUGAAAGAAAAUCCAAGUUUUGACAGUUAUAUGAAUGAAAUGGAAAGAAAUGCGAGAAAACAAGGAAAAGUUGGGUUCUUCUCAUACAUGAUUCAACCCGUUCAACGUUUACCAAGAUAUACCCUUUUGGUUAAUGAAUUACUGAAACAUACGCCUGAAACGCAUCCAGAUUAUAAAAAUCUAUGCGACGCUUGUGAACUAUCCAAACAAGUUAGUUCUCAUGUCAAUAGUGCCAUGAACGUACUUCAAAAUCAAUUGAAAAUGACAGAAAUUAAUUCUUCGAUACUCAAAUUGGAUGAAAGUAUUGGAAGUACAUUCAUCAAACCAAGUAGAACAUUUGUGUUGGAAGGAGAAGAUUUCCUAGUAUCAGAGUAUGCACUUGGAAAGAAGGCCAAAAAAGCCAACAAAUGCACUGUUUAUCUCCUCAGUGAUUUGAUUUUAAUUACCAAGAAAGGAAAAUACUUAAAUCACGUCUAUUUGAAGAAUGAGCUCAAUUUGUCUACUUUCAAACAUCCUUGGCUUUUCUAUGAUUUAGAGAACAACAAACAAGAAUUUGAAAUAAUUUCAGAUGAAGCAACCUAUGUCAUUGUUUGUCCUACUGCCAUUGCAUGCAAUGAAUGGAUUGAAAAAAUCAAUCAAAAUACUUGUUGCAAUGCCGCUCCAGGAAAAGAAAUUAGAGCCAAUCGUUUAACACAUAGCAAGAUUAGAAAAGUGGCCAAUGAGGAGAAUAUGUACAUUAUUGAUUUUGAAAACAAUGAUUAUUGCAUGUGUUACUCUCCAAAAGAUAAAUGUACCAUUAAGAUAUCCAAGAAGGAUGUGACCAUUCGUGACGCAACAACAGAGGAUGAAACCACAUUUGGUGUCUCUUUGGAUGAGGACAGUAAUGACGAUAGAACCACUGUGUCAAGCGAAACCACUGAUUCUCAAAUAUUUGGUGAAAACAACAUUACUCAUUCGACCUCCAUAAGUGACUUCUCCAUGGACAUGUCAGAGGAAGAUCGAACCUUAAAAUCACCUCGCUCAGCAAGAGGUUUCAAUCCAUUACGAGGAUUACAAGAUCUUAAAGUAUUUAGUUCAAGACAAAAGUUAACCACCCUCAGUGCAGGAAAGCCCACUUUAAAUGGAGAAGACAAAGUUCAUGACAUUCACUCCAUUAUCAGCGCCUCUGUCGACACUCCAACCGAUCAUGAUUUUCAUAGCAGACGAUCUCUUCAAAGUGACACUCCAUUUCGAUCUGAUACAAUUGCUUCUUCUUCCUCACACAACCGACAAUCCCUAAUACCUCAUUCCAUAACACGAAUGACCGACGGUAGAACUCUCAAUCAUUCUCAUCCACAAUUGAGCCCACGAAAUUUAACAGAGGAUUAUGUGCCAACUCUUCCAAUCAUUAAGAAAAAUCCAGAUUUUCUUCAAACCAUUGAGGAACGUAAGAAAACUCUCAUUCGUAGAGAUCCUCCAGUUCCUUUAUCACCUGGUAACAAUAAUGGUGGCAGUAGCAGUGGUUUUGAAAAGUCAGCGACGAGUACAAGACCACCAUGGUUGGCUGAAUUGGAAGGUAAAAAGUUGAGUAAGGUCAUUCCGGGAGAACAAGAUUACGUAUAUUCCUCUCCAAAAACACCCGUACAAUAA
Naegleria fowleri is the source of this 3102-nucleotide messenger RNA. RefSeq lists its product as uncharacterized. Gene Ontology annotation, molecular function: guanyl-nucleotide exchange factor activity. Lineage: Eukaryota; Heterolobosea; Eutetramitea; Acrasida; Naegleriidae. The record is from RefSeq and is a predicted model, not a curated record. The coding region runs from base 1 to 3102 and encodes 1033 amino acids. The transcript is spliced from 3 exons.